This is a messenger RNA of Acipenser ruthenus (sterlet), 2107 nucleotides long. RefSeq names its product protein FAM72A-like. Bases 663 to 1106 code for a protein of 147 amino acids. Gene Ontology annotation, cellular component: cytosol. The record is from RefSeq and is a predicted model, not a curated record. The transcript is spliced from 4 exons. Lineage: Eukaryota; Metazoa; Chordata; Actinopteri; Acipenseriformes; Acipenseridae.
AUUAUGGAUAGCUUCGGUAUUUUACAAAUAAAAAUGUGUGAUCAGUUUUUUUAGGGCAGUUUCUUGUAAACCAUAGAAUCGAUUUAGUAAAAAUAACCAAUCAGAGAGCAGCCCUGUUGUAAAUAACGGUUUUUAUUUUGUUUGGCUGGGCGAGUUUUUGUAGGACAAGUAAACCAAUGGCAGAGCACUAGAAGUUAAAUACACCCGAUUUUCACCAAUCACAACUGAAAAGGCGUCCCGGCGUUAGCCAAUGGCUCGCUGUCUGGUUCUCGCAAAAGCCAAUGAGAAUGCCAAUUGGCCCAAUUUGAAAUUGUUUCAGGAAGUUUCCGUCUGAAAGCUUGACAACAAACUGCACUGGAAAACAUUUGUGGAGUUAAACAGGAGCACGACGAGGUUUACAAAGAAAGUGUUUUACAGUGAAGAUAAAAAACGUCGUUGCUGUAGCGAUUAAAGCAAAGCAAAACAAAAAAAAAAGCAAACGUAAACCAGGAAGCAAAAGGUACAUUAUGAGUGUAGAUUUAGGGUCACCUAUUGUUGAUUGAACAGUUUCUUUACAAAAUGCAAAUCAAUUCGUAAUCUGUGUGAUAUAUCGGUGCGGUACUGUGAUUGUUGCUUUUUAGAUCGGUGACUACAACGACUAAUAUCGUGUGUAUAUUAUUACAAUGUCAACCUCGAACUUUAAAAACAAGUGCGUUUCACUCAUUUACUGCACGUUCUGUGAAAACGUCCUGUGCACUCGAGGAAUGAAAGCUGUCCUUUUGGCCGACACUGAAGUUGAGCUCUAUUCGACCGACAUACCGCCAAACAGCUCGGUUGACUUUGUUGCAAACUGCUAUUCCACAGAAAGCUGCAAAUGUAGACUAAAAGACAUCGCAUGCUUGAAAUGUGGUAACAUUGUCGGGUACCAUGUGGUGGCCCCUUGUAAUCCCUGCCUGCUAUCCUGUAAUAAUGGCCAUUUCUGGAUGUUUCACAGUGAAGCUGUAUCCGCUGCUAGUAGGCUGGACUCAUCAGGAUCCAAACUUCUGCUUUGGGGAGACCUGCCUGACACAGAGGAGAGUGACGACGAAGGGAUAGACAGUCUGUCUGAAGAGGAAUAUAUCAGAUAGAAAGAUGAUAAUUCAGUUUGGAGGCCUCUGAUAUUAGCACAUCUAUCGAUUACACUGUGAGACACAUAUGAAUAGUUGGGGGGUAGGGGGGGUGUGUUCAAAAUUGGGCUUUAUUUAAAUAUUUCUUGUCAGGUUGCCAUUUUUAAGCUGUUACUGUGCUCUUGAUAAAAUGACCUGCUCUGGUAGCUAACGAAACAUUGAUAUUGCUUUGUGCUUCACCGUCAUUAUUUCCAAAUCAAUCAAAUGUCCGAGCAUCCAUCCAUAAAAGAAAAUGAUAAGGUGCAGUCAGGGCCUUCCCGAAAUAAGUAACAUCUUCAAUCGUAAAACGGCAGGAGAGUCCUGCUGAUAUGAAACUCUUUAUUAGUCUGCCCUAGCCGGCAUUACAGUACAAUAUUGAGCUUACUCUGAUCUGUUCUUGAUAGGCAGUAUUCCUGUUUCAAGAGAGGGAUUAUACAAUAUUUCUGUAGAGACAUGGUGGAUAUCUGCAAGGCAAUCGACUUGAAACGUUCUUGCAUUUUUUAAAUACGUUACACAGUCACUGGAUUUAAUAUAAUGUACAGGAAGGACAGAUAUUUUUAUUAUUGGGAUUCUACCCGUCAUCUCUUUACCUUGUGGUUCAGAUUAACAUUCAGCUGCUGUCCAGAACACUCUCAGCAGCCUGAAGGUAGAUAUCUAAAGUGGUUACUUUAUCCCUGAAAGGGAAUGGAAGCCAAACAGACAAAUGGAUACUGUGUUAGAAUUGCACUGGAAGUUCAAGGUCCCACAAUUAAAAAGGAGACGAGUUUUAGAACCUUCAAGGGCUUUGUCUGGCAGUUCUUGUGGCUCUUUCUUACUAUGUUGAAGAGUAAUUUAACUUUGCUUUAAGACAAGACGUGUAAUAUAAAUUACUUAUUGCACAAUCAAAUGACUUAUAUUUUUGUUAGAUUUAUUUUUUAUACUUUUUUUUCAACAAUAUUUAUAAUUAUGGUUGUUUUAAAAAAUAAAUAAAUAGUAUGAUCAGA